GCGCGCACCACUCUGGGGACUGUCCCUCCGUGGCACCGCGCGCACCAUGGCGCGCUGGGCCGCCCUCGCGCUGCUGUUCCUCGGCCUGCUCGGCUCUCUGGUGGCCGCCCCGGGUGAGCGGACGACCGGGCCGGAUGAAGAUUUCGACUUGUCUGACGCCCUCGGUGGUGACGAAGACAAGAAACCCACUCCAACCCCCAAAAAGCCCAGUCCUGGGGACGAUUUUAACCUAGAAGAUGCUCUUGGUGGCGGAGGACACAAUGACCCGGCACCGCCCAACCCACCCAAGCCCAAGCCGAAUCCGAACCCCAACCAACCCGGUUCCAGCGGUGGCUUUUCAGAUGAUGAUCUUGCUCAUGGAACUUCAGGUGGAGACGGCACAGGAGACAGCGGUGGCGGAAGCCACAGGAAUGAGGAGGAACAGGCGGACGCCCCUGGCGUGAUCCCUGGGAUCGUGGGGGCCGUGGUGGUCGCCGUGGCCGGAGCCAUCUCCAGCUUCAUCGCUUACCAGAAGAAGAAGCUCUGCUUCAAAGAGAACGCGGAACAAGGCGAGGUCGACCUGCAGAACCAUCGGAACACCAACGCAGAGCCGGCUGUUCAACGUACUCUUUUAGAGAAAUAGAAGAUAGUCCGCGAAAGCAGCCCGGCCGAGCGCAACGGGAUCCUAACACCUGCCCGAGGCUCCUCCCAGAAAAAACACCUGCCCGCGGGCAAGAGACAGCGAGGGCUUUUGUAGAUUCUCCGUGUUAAUCUUGAGAUGCGCUUUGCCUGUUGCCUCUGGGCAGACGACGUUUACUAACGAUGAGUUUGACAUCCAAGGGGGCACUUGUACUGCAUUCUCCACGGCCCCUGGGGGGUUCCCGUGUGAUGUGAAAACCUGACCGUGACCGAGUCCCCGUAAUUCAGGUAUCAUCCCCACCACCGAGGUACCCCGACCCCGAACUCUGGGCCGUUCACCUUGACGUGUACACGUCUGAAACUUCCAUGACAGCAUUGACCUUUUUUUUUAUAUUAGAUACGAGGUAAGGCUUACAUCGCUUUUCCUUAAGAUUGCUUUCAUUUGUGAGGACAUUUUUUUUCACAUCAGGCUAAUAAAAAGAAAUUUAGAAACCACAUACUUUUUUACGUAAAUGCUUUGCCCCGGCAUGGAUUUUAAAGAAGGCUGCAGAGGUUGGUGGGAAGGGCUCUAAGUUCCCUUUCCUGGGGCUCGAAGAUAAAUUAUCAACCUAAGUGCUAGUUCUUUAGUUCUGAGAUUUUUGUUUUGGGCCCUUGUUAUUACAUCUGUCCUGCCACAUGGGGACAAAUACUCCUCUACAUCCAGAUACUCUGUUCUAUCCAGAUACUCCUCUCCAUCCAGCUACUCUCCUCCAUGCAGAUACUCCCCAUAUCCAGCUACUCUCCUCCAUGCAGAUACUCCCCAUAUCCAGCUACUCUCCUCCAUGCAGAUACUCCCCAUAUCCAGAUACUCCUCUCCAUCCAGAUACUCCCCAUAUCCAGAUACUCUCCUCCAUCCAGAUCUCCUCCAUGCAGAUACUCCCCAUAUCCAGCUACUCUCCUCCAUGCAGAUACUCCCCAUAUCCAGAUACGCUCCUCCAUCCAGAUCUUCUCCAUGCAGAUACUCCCCAUAUCCAGAUACUCUCCUCCAUGCAGAUACUCCCCAUAUCCAGCUACUCUCCUCCAUCCAGAUACUCCCCAUAUCCAGCUACUCUCCUCCAUGCAGAU
Molecule: messenger RNA, 1722 nt
Organism: Propithecus coquereli (Coquerel's sifaka)
Lineage: Eukaryota; Metazoa; Chordata; Mammalia; Primates; Indriidae
Product: CD99 antigen-like
Exons: 10
Coding region: 47-622 (191 amino acids)
Biological process (GO): positive regulation of neutrophil extravasation; T cell extravasation; homotypic cell-cell adhesion
Source: RefSeq, a predicted model, not a curated record